Molecule: messenger RNA, 1317 nt
Organism: Stereum hirsutum FP-91666 SS1
Lineage: Eukaryota; Fungi; Basidiomycota; Agaricomycetes; Russulales; Stereaceae
Product: PNK3P-domain-containing protein
Exons: 9
Coding region: 1-1317 (438 amino acids)
Biological process (GO): DNA repair
Molecular function (GO): double-stranded DNA binding; ATP-dependent polydeoxyribonucleotide 5'-hydroxyl-kinase activity; polynucleotide 3'-phosphatase activity
Source: RefSeq, a predicted model, not a curated record
AUGCGGAGAGUACGCAAAAGAAGACUAAACGUGGGUCCAUACAGUUCUACAGAGGUCAAUGCUGACCGGCGUGUCGCAUCUGAUUUGAACCGCACGCCAUGCCCCACAGUCUUCCCCAUCUUUUUAAAGGAGCCGACGGAAAAGUCUUCGUUACAAUGGGUCAAGCCGUCUUUGGGUCCACAUCGAACCUGUCUAUACGGGAUAAAUCUCGAACCAUCAAACCAUGUCAAAGUGGCUGUCUUUGACCUUGACGGCACCGUCAUCAAGUCUUCCUACGGCAAAGGUAAAACUAGUGUUGGACCGACGGAGUUCAUCUGGUGGAAAGAAGGUGUCCCGAAGAAGCUCACUGCUGUCUCUCAGGCUGGAUAUUCCCUCGUUUUCAUCACUAAUCAAGCUGGUCUCAAGGGACCCAAACAAGUUGAUGAAUGGAAAAGAAAGAUGUCUAAGUUUUCAGUUGCUCUACCCGAUGUACCAUUUCGGAUAUUUGCCGCUACUGCAAAAGAUGGAUUUCGGAAGCCCAUUCCCGGAAUGUGGUACGAGCUUGAACGCAUCUUUAAAGAGAGCGGUGUUGAGAUCGACAAGUCUCAGUCGUAUUACGUCGGCGAUGGAGCUGGGCGGCCAACCGAUUUCGCGUGCACCGAUCGAAAGUUCGCUAUCAACGUAGGUGUACGGUUUUACACCCCGGAGGAGUUUUUCAUCAAAGCAGCACCAGCGGCAUAUAAUCUCCCCGGAUUCCACGUAUCCUCACUCAAACAACCCUCUACGAAACCCGCAGACGCACCACCCAUCAUCCCUCCAGGCUCGCCUCCCCAGGAAGUGGUUGUCUUCGUCGGCUACCCUGCUCUUGGGAAGUCGACUUUCUUCAAGCGCCAUUUUCUUCCACUUGGUUAUGUUCACGUCAAUCAAGAUACACUGAAAACAAGGGAUAAAUGCGUUAAGGCUGUCCAAGAGGCUCUCUCAGCAGGGAAGAGUUGUGUCGUAGACAACACGAACCGAGACGUGAUGACAAGAAAGUUCUAUGUCGACAUAGCAAAAAAGUACAAAGUUCCCAUUCGGUGUUUCCAUUUUGAAGGGAGCCAGGGAUUAGCGUGGCAUAAUAAUCUUUAUAGGGCGUUCAACCGUCCGCCCUCCAGUGUCAUCGGAGAGCCGGCUCGGGACCUCCUUCCGAAAUUCGCGUUCGCGACUUAUGAGAAGGGAUUUGAAGAGCCCACAAUGGAAGAAGGCUUUGAUGAAAUACAGAAAGUUCAAUGGCAGUUUGAGGGCAGUGAAGAAGAAAGGCAAAGGUGGAGCAUGUGGUUACAAAUCGAUGGGAAGUGA